Echinops telfairi (small Madagascar hedgehog) is the source of this 477-nucleotide messenger RNA. RefSeq names its product gastric inhibitory polypeptide (gene GIP). Gene Ontology annotation, cellular component: extracellular region. Lineage: Eukaryota; Metazoa; Chordata; Mammalia; Afrosoricida; Tenrecidae. Gene Ontology annotation, biological process: response to starvation; regulation of fatty acid biosynthetic process; response to glucose. Bases 1 to 477 code for a protein of 158 amino acids. Gene Ontology annotation, molecular function: glucagon receptor binding; hormone activity. The transcript is spliced from 5 exons. The record is from RefSeq and is a predicted model, not a curated record.
AUGGCGACGCUAAAGACCUUCUCUCUUCUACUGGUGUGCCUGCUCCUGGCAGUGGUGCUAGGGGACAAGGAGGAGGGUCACUCCAGACCCUACCCUAAGGUCAGCGGCUCUCAACCUCGAGGACCGAGAUAUGCGGAGGGGACUUUUAUCAGUGACUACAGCAUCGCCAUGGACAAGAUCCGACAGCAAGACUUUGUGAACUGGCUGCUAGCCCAGAAGGGGAAGAAAAACGACUGGAAACACAACAUGACCCAGAGGGAGGCCCAGGCCCUCGAGCUGGUCAAUCGAUCUACCAGGAAUGAGGAGGAGAAGCCCAGUUCCCUACCCAAGAACCCCAGUGAUGAAGAUUUGGUAAGGGCCCUGCUGCUUCAGGAGGUGCUGGCCUGGCUGGUAGACCAGAUGGAGCGCUGCAGACUCAGGUCAAGCUUGCGGGAGCGAGCCCACGCGGAAAAGGCGGAGGGGGCCACCAGCGAGUAG